This is a messenger RNA of Meriones unguiculatus (Mongolian gerbil), 3806 nucleotides long. RefSeq names its product acyl-CoA synthetase long chain family member 1 (gene Acsl1). Bases 206 to 2302 code for a protein of 698 amino acids. The transcript has 21 exons. Gene Ontology annotation, cellular component: membrane; endoplasmic reticulum. NCBI's taxonomy places the organism in Eukaryota, Metazoa, Chordata, Mammalia, Rodentia, Muridae. Gene Ontology annotation, biological process: long-chain fatty-acyl-CoA biosynthetic process; long-chain fatty acid metabolic process; very long-chain fatty acid metabolic process. Gene Ontology annotation, molecular function: arachidonate-CoA ligase activity. The record is from RefSeq and is a predicted model, not a curated record.
AUGUCAGGACUUCUCAAUUUGCUGCUGUCGGGCAAGUGUGCAAUCUGUGUGGGUUUGUUUGAGGUCUGCAUUCCUAGUGGAGCAUUCCAUCAAACUGUUGUUACUUGGCUGGAUGGAAGCUGGAGGGACUUCUGAAAGAGAGAAACAUCUAGAUCACAAGGAGAGAAUACAAUGCUACUAAUUCUGCCUAGGGAGCCACAGGACCAUGGAAGUCCACGAAUUAUUCCGGUAUUUUCGAAUGCCAGAGCUGAUUGACAUCCGACAGUAUGUGCGUACCCUUCCAACCAACACACUAAUGGGUUUCGGAGCCUUUGCAGCACUCACCACCUUCUGGUACGCCACAAGGCCUAAGGCCCUGAAGCCACCAUGUGACCUCUCCAUGCAGUCUGUGGAAGUAGCGGGUACGGAUGGUGCACGGAGGUCGGCGCUCCUGGACAAUGACAAGCUCUUGGUGUACUACUACGAUGAUGUCCGAACGCUGUACGAUGGCUUCCAGAGGGGCAUGCAUGUGUCAAACAACGGUCCUUGUUUAGGGUCUAGACAGCCAAACCAGCCCUACGAGUGGAUCACUUACAAACAGGUGGCAGAACGGGCUGAAUGCAUAGGCUCAGCACUGAUCCAGAAGGGGCUCAAAGCUUCCCCAGAGCAGUUCAUCGGCAUCUUCUCUCAAAACAGGCCGGAGUGGGUGAUCAUCGAGCAGGGAUGCUUCGCGUACUCCAUGGUGGUUGUCCCACUCUACGACACCCUCGGAGCCGAAGCCAUCACCUACAUAGUAAACAAAGGUGAACUCUCUGUAAUUUUUGCUGACAAGCAAGAAAAGGCCAAAAUGUUAUUAGAAAGUGUAGAAAAUAAGUUAACACCAUGCCUUAAAAUCAUAGUCAUUAUGGACUCCUAUGGCAGUGAUCUGGUGGAACGAGGCAAGAAGUGCGGGGUAGAAGUCAUCAGCCUAAAGGCUCUGGAGGACCUUGGAAAAGUGAACAGGAAGAAGCCAAAGCCUCCAGCACCUGAAGAUCUUGCAAUAAUUUGCUUCACAAGUGGAACUACAGGCAACCCCAAAGGAGCAAUGAUCACUCACCAAAACAUUGUGAGCGAUUGCUCAGCCUUUGUGAGAGCGACAGAGGCCGCAUUCAUCGCUUCCCCAGAUGAUACUCUGAUAUCUUUCUUGCCUCUCGCCCAUAUGUUUGAGACCAUUGUAGAGUGUGUAAUGCUGUGUCAUGGAGCUAAGAUAGGAUUUUUCCAAGGAGACAUCAGACUUCUUAUGGACGACCUCAAGGUGCUUCAGCCCACUAUCUUCCCUGUGGUUCCGAGACUGCUGAACCGGAUGUUCGACAGAAUUUUUGGACAAGCAAACACUACGGUGAAGCGAUGGCUGCUGGACUUUGCCUCCAAAAGGAAGGAAGCUGAGCUUCGCAGUGGCAUUAUCAGAAACAACAGCCUGUGGGAUAAGCUCAUCUUUCACAAGAUACAGUCGAGCCUGGGUGGGAAAGUCCGGCUGAUGAUCACGGGCGCAGCCCCAGUGUCUGCCACAGUGCUGACGUUUCUGAGGACAGCUCUCGGCUGUCAGUUCUAUGAGGGCUAUGGACAGACGGAGUGCACUGCUGGUUGCUGCCUGAGCUUGCCGGGAGACUGGACAGCAGGCCAUGUCGGUGCCCCCAUGCCUUGCAAUUAUGUAAAGCUUGUUGAUGUGGAAGAAAUGAAUUACAUGGCUGCCAAGGGCGAGGGCGAGGUGUGUGUCAAAGGGGCAAAUGUGUUCAAAGGCUACUUGAAGGACCCAGCAAAAACAGCAGAAGCCCUGGAUAAAGAUGGCUGGUUACACACAGGAGACAUUGGGAAAUGGCUGCCAAAUGGCACCUUGAAGAUUAUCGACAGGAAAAAGCACAUAUUUAAACUAGCCCAAGGGGAGUACAUAGCACCAGAAAAAAUUGAAAAUAUCUACCUGCGGAGUGAAGCUGUGGCCCAGGUGUUUGUGCAUGGGGAGAGCCUGCAGGCAUUUCUCAUAGCAAUUGUGGUACCAGACGCUGAGAACCUGUGUUCCUGGGCCCAGAAGAGAGGACAUCAGGGAUCCUUUGAAGAGCUGUGCAGAAACAAGGAUGUCAAAAAAGCCAUUCUGGAAGACAUGGUGAAACUCGGGAAGGAAGCUGGUUUGAAGCCAUUUGAACAGGUCAAAGGCAUUGCUAUGCACACGGAAUUAUUUUCUGUUGACAAUGGCCUUCUGACUCCAACGAUGAAGGCAAAAAGGCCAGAGCUACGGAACUAUUUCAGGUCACAGAUAGAUGAACUAUAUUCCACCAUCAAGAUUUAAUGGGAGGAGGAGUACUUAGAAGAAAUGGCGCACCUCCACAGUCCUCCUCGUACCAAGGGCCUUCGCGCUGGUAACUUUGCCUGCAGCAAGUGUAGGAAAGGAAACUGCCGUGAUGGACUUGUCCGCAGGGUCUUACCAUAGGGAUAUUAGAGGGCACGGAACACUGCCUUACAGUCACCUGUGUUGCAGCCCAUGAUCCUGGUAAUACACAAUUUCCAAAACGAGCCUUAAAUAUUGUAAAGGGGAACCCAUAACAGUGCUAAGUUAUUUAAGACUUCUUCAACCGAUAAGGUGGGUGUUAAAACUUCUGUCUCCUGUUUUUCUAACCAAGGGGUUAGGACCUGCUCUUUCUGAUAUGUCUGCUACUUGCUGCACAUUCUGCAGCUGUCUGCUGCUCUGAAGGGUACAGUGCACUGGAGGAGAGCUGUCCCUUUAAGAACAACUGUCCAGGCUGAAGAAAGUCACAGUGGACCAGAGAUUUUCCCUCCCUCCUCCCUUCUCCACCUCACACACAAAACACACAUAUGACCCUUCUGAUUUGUAAGGGUUCCAAAUGGUCCCUGUUGUGCCUGCUGGGACACAAGGUUCCCAGUAAACUAAAGAACAGAUCCUCCUCAGAACAAUGAGGAUGCCCAGUCCCAGAGAAAAGAAAAGAAAAAAAUGGCGGCUUCCUAGAGCCAGCAGCUUCCAACUCACACAGGAUGCUCUGGCCCUUCUCCAAAUCUGGUCCCCUCCUCCCCCCUUUCCAGGGGUUAUGAGAAAUCCUGCCUUAGACUCUGCAAUGAAGAUGGCGUUCAAAAAACGACCUGGAUCGGCCAUGCUCAACUGUGACGCCUCCGCUGCUGUCCACCUGCUCCUCAUGGAACAGCUCAUCUGUGACCACUGGGCUCCAAGCGUGGUUUUCCUGGCAAAUGAUGAUGUGGUGAUCAAUUUGCUUUUCUUUUCCUCCCAAUUAAACUCAGGCAAAGCAUGUCUUCGAAACUAUUAAGGGAGUUGAUAUACAUGGGGACUUAUUAAAAUGGACAAGUAAUAAGUAAAUAUCCUUACUAUAAAACUACCUGAUUUCUGUGAAAUGCAUUUGACAAGCCAAAAUUCUGGGAUGAAGAAAUCUGGGAAAAGAAAUCAUAUCCUGGGAUUAACGUCUCAAGGGAUUUUUUUAAAAGUUAAUUUGGGAAAUGAGCAUUUCACUUUCCUGUGAGUCUUUGCCACACCUGACCUAGUCAAGCUGUUGUUUAUACAUCUGAAGCCACCGUCGCUGGCUGUGUGACAGCGCGUGAAUUAUUGAAGCACAACUGGGUUUGCACUAAAGAGCCGUCAUUGUGAUAACACUAUUUGGUAGCCUAACUUCAUAUUCGCAUUCUUCAUUGCACAGGAAGUCGAUAAUUUGUCACAAUGGGGUUUUGAAUGUUUGCUUUCAGUGUUGGCUAUUUCUAUGUUUUAUAAACCAAAACAGAAUUUCCAAAAAACAAUGAAGGAAACCAAAAUAAAUAUUUCUGCAUUUCGA